Messenger RNA from Cricetulus griseus (Chinese hamster), 608 nucleotides. Lineage: Eukaryota; Metazoa; Chordata; Mammalia; Rodentia; Cricetidae. The record is from RefSeq and is a predicted model, not a curated record.
AUGGCUACACUAUUGCUACUGGGUCUGGCGACCGUGAUGCUGGGCUUGACCACAGCUUAUCCUGUCCCUCCUUCCAAGCCCACCCCAGCCAGAGAAGGCUGUAACAUCAGCAUUUUCCAAUCUAUAUCACCACAGACGAGAGAAAACUUCAGGAAUGCCAAUGAUGCUUUGGAAGAAUCACGGCUACAGAAGGAUGUCCGGUGCAGCCCCAAGCUCUUUCCCCGUAGGUGGAAACUGGUCCGGCUGCAGGUCCAGGAGCGCCUCAAAGCCUUGCAGGCUGAGCUGCACCUGACACUGCAGGUCCUGGAGAACGUGACUGACUCUGCUUUGUACCCCAUCCUGGAGCAGCCUCUUCACACCCUGAGCAACAUCCACUCUCAGCUGCAGGCCUGUAUUCAGCCUGAGCCUGCAGCAGAGCCCAGGCCCCCAAGCCACCGCCUCUCCCGCUGGCUGCACCGGCUCCGGGAGGCCCAGGAGAAGGAGACCCCGGGCUGCCUGGAAAUCUCUGUCACUUCCAACCUCUUUCGCAUGCUCCUCCGGGACCUGCCGUGUGUGGCCCGUGGAGACCAGUGUGCCUGACUUUGGACUCUCCUGCCAGCUGCUGGAAU